ACCUGCAACCUUGGCGUAUCAGGACGACACUCUAAGCAACUGAGCACCUCACCAGGGCUCCAGUGCCUAAUUGUGCCCCCAUGCCAAGUGGCCUCCCUGCGGAUUCCGGUUCCAGGCCCUGGAUUCCUUCCCGGCAGCCUCCCCACACUGACCGAGUUCGUCUCCUUGCAGGCACUGGGAGCCUGGCUGCUGCAGUGGAGACCGCCUCGGGACGCCAGGCCCUGGUGGUGGGCAAGCCCAGCCCUUACAUGUUCGAGUGCAUCACGGAGCACUUCAGCCUGGACCCUGCCCGCAUGCUCAUGGUGGGCGACCGCCUGGAGACCGACAUCCUCUUCGGCCACCGCUGUGGCAUGACCACCGUGCUCACGCUCACGGGCGUCUCUCGCCUGGAGGAGGCCCAGGCCUACCUGGCGGCCAGCCAGCAUGACCUGGUGCCCCAUUACUAUGUGGAGAGCAUCGCAGACUUAAUGGAUGGGCUGGAGGACUGAGCCCACCUGAUCUGUAACCGCAGCCCCACCCCUGCCCUACCCUGACCCCAUAGAUGGAGGUGACGGGCCAGGAGCUGCAUUAAUUGCCACUGGCUCUCCGGCCCCAGUUUCCACACCCUGGUAGGGCUGGGACCCAGGGAAGAUUUUAGGACCCUUGUACCCCCAGGGGUGGCUGAGCUCACUUGGCUGCUGCCCUUGCCGCACUGGUUUGCCCUGGCAUGACCCAGCCAAGGUGGCCUUAUUUCCUGUGACUUCCCCUUGUUGAAAUCUGGGCCCCGAUGGCCACUGAAGAUUUCCCCCAACCCUGAGCUCUUAACCUCCUCACCUCUCCCUGGGGCCUCCAGAGCUCUACCUGCUCCCCAUGUCCUGGCUUUGGGUUCCUGUUGACCAAUCAGAGGUCUAGGUAACCAUAAAUCGUAUUGUCCCGAGCCCUGAAUGGACCAAUCAGAAGGCUAAGUCAUAGUGCUUCAUUGAUGUUGGGUCCUGAGUUGGCCAGUUGGGAGCCUAGGUAACAAUGACCCUGUGAUGUCCUGGAGCCUGACUGGACCGAUCAUAAGGCUAAAUGAUAACGGGCCUCUCAUAUCCUAGACCAGUGAUGGCGAACCUAUG
This is a messenger RNA of Myotis brandtii (Brandt's bat), 1097 nucleotides long. Its product is annotated as pyridoxal phosphate phosphatase. Gene Ontology annotation, cellular component: cytoplasm. The coding region runs from base 81 to 488 and encodes 135 amino acids. NCBI's taxonomy places the organism in Eukaryota, Metazoa, Chordata, Mammalia, Chiroptera, Vespertilionidae. The transcript has a single exon. The record is from RefSeq and is a predicted model, not a curated record. Gene Ontology annotation, molecular function: pyridoxal phosphatase activity.